AUGCCGUUGCCAGACGAAGCGGCUCGCUCUCAACUUGUGAAACGAUCAAAACGAUACGGAGAUGCCCACAGCAGGCCUAUGCUUCUCGCCCGACCAUUACUCGCUAAGCUAAUAGGAAUAGUCGGUUUACGAUUUAUAGCCUUCCUGGAUAUAAGACUAAUAAGCUCGCUUAAGAAGUAUCUUAAGCAGUCCCACGCUCUAACCUCGGCUACCGCGGAUUUUACCGUCGGCUAUACGCUCUGGCCUAUAAUAAAGAGUAUGCUUCUAAACGCCCCCCCCGGAUACGUGUUAGCGACUUCGGCGCCGCUAAGAGGAAGGCUCGCAGCCUUUGCCUUUAGUUAG
Sodiomyces alkalinus F11 is the source of this 342-nucleotide messenger RNA. RefSeq lists its product as hypothetical. The record is from RefSeq and is a predicted model, not a curated record. The transcript is spliced from 11 exons. Lineage: Eukaryota; Fungi; Ascomycota; Sordariomycetes; Glomerellales; Plectosphaerellaceae. The coding region runs from base 1 to 342 and encodes 113 amino acids.